AUGAAUCGCAAAGGCCGCCGGAAGCUGGCCAAUGCGCCGCUGAAUAGGAUAAACUUGCUUAUCCAAUACGCCAAUCCACCUACUGUCCCACCUCCUGAGUCGGCAGCCUCGGAAUCUCUUGUGUCGGAGCCGACUUCGAGCACAGGGCCUUCGAGAUCUUCGACGUCAACUCCCGCUCCGGAUGACGCAGCCGCCGAGACGGUCCUUCCCCAGUCUCUCCUGGACAUACGGGCGGCUCUACGUCUCGCUCGUUCCACUCAGCAACCUAGCGUCGAUUCUGACGCGGGUCUGUCUACGUCCACGCAAGUCGGCGUGGAGUAUAACCCGGAUGGGUCCCGGAGGGCAAGGACUGUCACUCGAUUGCCCGAAGACGCGGGCCUCGCGGCCGAUUGCACCUCGCGGGCGUCAGAUGGUGCCAACCCCAACGACCCGCGGUCAGUCGUAGUCACAAACGAGGAUGGCGAGGAAGAGGAUGAGUCCGUUUGGGUCGAAGUGGAACGGGGACCGCCAGCGGGCGCGACAAUGGACAGCGAGCCGGCCUUCGGCGUCAACACCAACGACGCGGAUGCGGACCCCUCAGCCAAACGUCACAAGUCGACCCGCGCAAAGCGCGACCCCAUGGAGGACUUUGUGCAUUACCGCGACAUCCUACUCAGGGAGAUGCUUCGGCAUGAAGGACUCAAAGACGAAGAGCUUCAUCCGGAAACUAACAUGCCCACCUGCGCGUGCGGUCUUGAAGCUUCGCUUAAAUGUGUCGACUGCCUUGAGUACGGGCUUCAAUGCUCGGAGUGCAUGGUAGCGGCGCAUGCAAGUCGCCCUCUACAUCGAAUACAAAUAUGGAAUGGCGAGUAUUACGCUCCGUACUCGCUGGAACGCGCCGGCCUCUGCAUCCAGCUCGGUCACGAUGGCGCGCCUUGCCCACAUCCCGAAGAGAAGAACACGCUGCUGACCGUUAUCGAUGUGAGCGGUAUACAUCGUGUGCGCUACGCGCUGUGCGGCUGCCUCAUCUUGAACUCGUCCGAUCCACCUGUCCAAAUGAUGCGCGCUGGCUGGUGGCCUUCGUCAAUCGCGCGCCCACGGACGGUUGUCACCUUUUCCACUCUCCGCCUCUACCACGCGCUCGCCAUCCAAGGUCGUAUCAACAUGUACGAUUUCUAUAACGGGAUUGUACGGAUCACCGACGGCGCAGGCUUACUCAAGAUAUCAAUCUGCUACAAUGCCUUCGGACGCGCGGUCCGCAUGUAUCGCAACUUACGUGCGGCGAAGCGUGCUGGACGCGGCCAGUCGGAACGUCCGCUUAACCAGACGAAGGUUGGUGAGAUUGCACUGCGCUGUCCGGCCUGUCCAAUUCCGGGCGUGAAUCUUCCCGAGGGGUGGGAGAAGGCUUCGCCAGAGGAACGGUUCCUCUACGCGUUAUUUCUAGCCAUCGAUGCAAAUUUCAAGUUGAAGCUCAAGGACAAGCUCGCGCGCUCCGUAUCACUUGCCGACGGCUGGUCAUUCAUCGUAGAAGAUCUCCCUUACAAGGAGCAUCUCGCUACGAAUACGGAUAUGACCGAGAUGAAGCAUUGUACUUCCGAGUACAAUGCCCUACGGUCUGCGAAUAUGCCGGCUUCGAAGCGCUGGUCUGUAAACGGUGUUGGGGCAAGCAUCUGCGCUCGGCAUCUACUCUAUCGCGCACAGGGCGUGACGGAUUUACCUCGGGGAGAACGGUACGCUUGCAUGGAUUACGGGUUGUUCAGGAUGCUCGGCCUGACGGCCCCGGACCUGAAAACAUUCUACCUCUCGUAUGACAUCGUCUGCGAGUGGUGUGUCAACUUCUUCCACCGGCUUGCUGAGUUAUACCCCGAGCUAUAUACGUUAUCCGACGACGUCAUCAUCAACUUCGUCAUUCCGAAGUUUCAUCUCGAGGUACACGGCGAUAUGUGCAAGGCUUGCUUCGACCUGAACAAGACCCACGGCGCCGCGCGCACCUGCGCCGAAGGAAUCGAAGCGGGCUGGGCAGAUAUGAACGCCGCCGGUAUCUUUACGCGCGAGAUGAGUGCCGCGAAUCGCCACGAGUGCCUGGACGACUUCAUGCAGGCGAUCAAUUGGCGGAAGAUCAAGAAUAUGGCCUCAUCGUUCCUGACGGCGCUGAAAGAGGCUCUCCCGCUCUCCGUUGUUCAAGCGAGACGGUUCGCGAAGAUGAGCAAGACCAUUCCGCCAGCAGUCACCGUCGAGUGGACGGCGCGUGUGCGCGCGUGGGAUGAGAUUAAGGACAAGAAGGGUGCGAAGGAGAAGAGCCCUUACCGCCUUCCUGUACGCUCCCGCUCGUUGGCUGAGGUCAAGCUUGAGAUCGCGAAGGAGGAGGCGGAAGAGUUGAGCAAAGGCGUAUCCCUCAACGACAUGACCGCCAGUUCGUUCAUCACGGCCGUUCUAGCCUUGGAAGACCAAAAAUACAACCUCGAUACCAAAGCCGCCAAAAAGUAUCAAACGGACCACGCGAAGGCCUCUCUUCAGGUCAAACAGAACCAGCUCUAUCUGCGCGCGAAGAAGCUCGAGUCCGCGCAAUCGUCGUACAUCAUUGGUAUCGGCGCAGCGAACGUCUCGCAACCCGAUAAACCCACUGAUGAGACAUCGACGUCAACUACGAAUGGAGCCGAGAAUUCGUCUAGUCUCUCGCCAGAAGCUGGGUCUCGGUCGGGCGAUGCCUCAGGGUCUCCCGCUAUUGGUGGCCGCGGGCGUGGGCGUGGAGGCAAUGGUGGACGAGGUGGAGGUCGCGGGCGGGGCCAUGGAAGGACGAACCGCGGACCGAAUCGCAAGCGCGGACGUUCCGGGUCGGUCGGCGCUGAAGCCUCCUCAAACUCGGUCACGUCAUCGGCCACCGUGGAUCUGCCACUCCCUGUCCAUGACGUCCAUGGCUCAACGGGCGGCGGCGAUGCUGUUGAGAACGAGGGCGAAGCUCUGCGCGUCACGGAGGAGGUGGAAGUUGAUGAUAACGAUGACAACUGGAUCGACUUCAUCGAGGUGCCGGACUACCUGGCGCCUAUGCGCAUCGAUAACAUACGCGUUCAAGGGCGUGGGAAGGCGAAGAAAGCGGUCGCGUCAGCUGAGAACGCAGUCACGCUCUGGUUGCCGUCGAAUCUCGCCUCGGACAUGCGCUCGAAGGUCUGCAAUGGCGAUCUAGUCAACAAGGAGAUCAAAUUCCGCAUCGCUGUCUGCAACGACCAGAUUCACAAUGUUCGACGCGCGGUGCGAACGGUAGAAGCUUUCUACAGCUGCAGCAACAAGGUCGGGUUCCUCACGCAACGGCAUCAGACGCGAAAUCAAACGGCGCUGAAAAGUAUGGUCGAAAACUUGAACCGUCACGUCGAGCGUUACCGGCGCUCCUGGAACGCACUGUGCGUGUUGGACCCGCAGAACAGUCACGGGUGGCAGGCCUCCCUGAAGGAGCUCACGAAGAAGGACUUGCGUACGCCCGAGGAUGACGAGUUACCCACGACAGUCCCUGACUCUGACGAUGAGCUGGCGCAAGCCGCGGCAGCCGCUACCCGCGCAAUACGUGCGCGCGACAAGCGCAAGCGCAAGACACGAGAGGGCGACAAGAGCAUAUCUUGGAUCUGGCUGGUUAACAAGGCCGAUGCGCGCGAUAUGCCCGAGGCAGACCCCAACGCGCCCGAGCGGGAGGUUUACGAAUAUAUGCGCAUUGACUGGAUGAAAGCUCGCUGCCGCUCCCUCCGUUGGGCAGAGCAGGUCAGACUUUUACUCGAGGAGAUGCGGCGCGUCGUAUGGACACACGCCGAUACCGCAGUCAUCUGGGAACGUCGCGCGGCCGACGUUGACGGAAGAGUCGACUUGCGCGAAGACUUCAAACGUGGCGCCAAGGCACACGCUCUACGGCAGGCGAACGUCUGGCUAUCUCUGGGCGUCGGAUGCGUUCAGAAAUGGGAGCCAUUCCUGCGCAAGCAUAAGCGCGCGAUCGACUACCCAGCCCGCAUCCGAAAAGAAGCCGCAAUCGUCAUGGAUCUUGAGGAAGACGACGACACCCAGACAGCUACAACGGCGCCUACCGACGACACCGCGCGUACAAUCGCAGAGCAACGUGCGGCUACGCUCAGCGCUGUGCUACGCAGUCUUCUCGACGGCCAUUCGGACGGUCUAAGCGACUCCUCAUCCGAAGAGGGAGACGAGAUAGAGGGUGGCGACGGCGUGGAUCGCGACGAUGACGAUAUAGAGGAGCUCACACUUGUAACUUCUGACGAGGGUGAAGACGAUGAUUGA
Peniophora sp. CBMAI 1063 is the source of this 4257-nucleotide messenger RNA. The record is from the annotation of a GenBank genome assembly. Lineage: Eukaryota; Fungi; Basidiomycota; Agaricomycetes; Russulales; Peniophoraceae.